Messenger RNA from Scomber japonicus (chub mackerel), 1622 nucleotides. It is a transcript of the gene txk, whose product is annotated as TXK tyrosine kinase. Gene Ontology annotation, biological process: adaptive immune response; T cell receptor signaling pathway; B cell receptor signaling pathway. Bases 74 to 1612 code for a protein of 512 amino acids. The record is from RefSeq and is a predicted model, not a curated record. NCBI's taxonomy places the organism in Eukaryota, Metazoa, Chordata, Actinopteri, Scombriformes, Scombridae. Gene Ontology annotation, molecular function: non-membrane spanning protein tyrosine kinase activity; ATP binding; protein binding. The transcript has 16 exons.
CUGGAGCUGAAGAAGACAUAGUAGAAGAAGAGGAGGAGGAGGAGGAGGAAGAGGAAAGAGAAGACAGUCAACCAUGAUUCACUCAAAUCAAUCCAUCCACUCAGUCUUCUGCUGCUGCUGUGCUGUCCAGACCAGGGAAUUCAGCACCCGCAUGGAGCUGGAGGGAAGCACCUCGCUGUGUUUCCAAAGCAGACGACACCCAGGUCACGCCUGCAGGGUCGACAGGUCGAGGAGGAAACUCCCGCUCCCCCCUCCCGAGGAUGAGGAUGGUGAGGGCACGGGUUUGUUAAGUGUCGUUGCCAUGUACGACUUCAUCGCCAAGGAGGACACUGACCUCACACUCAAACAGGGAGAGGACUACAUCAUCCUCCACAAACAGGACCAGCUGUGGUGGAGGGCGCAGGACAAACACGGGAAUAAAGGCUUCAUCCCCAGUAACUAUGUGACAGAGAAAAACAGAAUUGAGGCAAACUCGUGGUACUGCAAGAACAUCACCAGAACAGAAGCUGAACAGCUCUUGAGACAGGAGGAUAAAGAGGGUGGUUUUGUGGUGCGGGAGUCCAGUCAGAGAGGAGUCUACACUGUGUCUGUUUACACUAAGACAAUAAGUGGUAACGGCGAUAUUAGGCAUUACCAGAUUAAAACAAGUGACACUGGACAAUUCUUCCUGGCUGAAAGACACACCUUCAUCUCCAUACCUGAUGUCAUACACUACCACGAACACAACGCAGCAGGUCUAGUAACCAGGUUACGGUAUGCAGUCGGGCCAAUGGGAAGGUGUGUUCCCGCCACAGCAGGAUUCAGCUCAGAAAAGUGGGAGAUCAACCCCAGUGAGCUUACCUUCAUGAAGGAGCUGGGCAGUGGUCAGUUUGGUGUGGUGAAGCUUGGCAAAUGGAGGGCUCAGCAUCGAGUGGCCAUCAAAGCUAUCAGGGAGGGAGCCAUGUAUGAGGAGGACUUCAUCGAGGAGGCCAAGGUCAUGAUGAGGCUGUGCCACCCUAAAUUGGUACAGCUAUACGGCGUUUGCUUGCAGCAGCGCCCCCUGCUGAUCGUGGCCGAGUUCAUGGAGAAUGGCUGCCUCCUGAACUUCCUAAGGCAGAGGGGCAGGACUCUGAAGGAGGCCUGGCUACUGUCCAUGUGUCAGGACAUAUGUGAGGGGAUGGAGUACCUGGAGGCACAUUGUUUCAUCCACAGAGACCUGGCUGCCAGAAACUGUCUGGUUAACGAGCACAACGUGGUGAAGGUCAGUGACUUCGGAAUGACCAGGUACGUUCUAGACAACCAGUACACCAGUUCUAGUGGUGCUAAGUUCCCCGUAAAGUGGUCUCCUCCUGAAGUUCUCCACUACAGUAAAUACAGCAACAAGUCUGACGUCUGGUCCUUUGGUGUUGUGAUGUGGGAGAUCUACUCAGAGGGUCGGACUCCGUUUAACAACCAAUCCAACCUGGAAGUGGUCAAUGACAUCACCAAGGGAAUCCGACUGUACAGACCGCACCGUGCCACGCAACCGCUCCACGCCAUCAUGUACCGCUGCUGGCAUGAGAGGCCUCAGGGUCGUCCAUCUUUCUCAGAACUACUGGAGGAUAUCAGAAAACUGGCAGAAAACCCUGAUUGAUAUGCACAUA